UAGCAAGAGUUUGUCUCGUGUGAAUCUAGUGACCGAGGUGGCGAUGACUAGUGGGCCUAGCCGUGCUCGAAAAUAGCUGGCUGGGAUACGGGUCCGGAACUGCGCUAAGCCCUCGGCGCCCUCGUGUCCAUUGCGAGGCGUAACACCAAAAGGGAAGUGAAACCAAAACAGAGAUCUGGACUGGGCUUCUUAUUAUCCAUAUAAGAGCUGUGCGACUCCAUUACCAGCCAGCAUUCCACCAUCCACAGUUACAAACAACACCUUCGCUCUAGGACAUUAUCGCAUCGAUUAUUCACAUCCUCCGAACUCCAGAUCAACGACAUCAGCACACAAUUCAGCAAAAAUGCGUUACUCUACUGCAAUCCUCGCUGCCGCUGUUAGCACUGUCUACGCCCAGUCCACCAUCACCGGGACCAUCGUCCAGCCUUCUGGCUCACCACAAGUCAAUGCACCCGCAAAUUCCUUGCCUCUAGGCACAAACUGUGGUGCCGACGAGCAAUGUCAGGGCGGCGCACAAUGCUUUGGCAGCACUGCUGGCACAAUCCGACAAUGCGGCAACUUCAAUGCUGAAUGCACAAGCGAUAGCCAAUGCGCAUACAACUCCUGCAACAACGGCCUUUGCAAUGGCUUCCUGGCGUCUUCAGCUUCCACCACCGCCGCAUCAUCUACUGCUUCCAUCGUGACUGGAACGAUCGUUCAGCCAUCUGGAGCGCCUCAGGUCACCGCUCCCGCAGGAUCAGUGCCUCUCGGAGGCACCUGCGGCGCAGAUGAGCAAUGCCAGGGCGAGGCACAGUGCUGGGGCAGCACCGCCGGCACUAUCAGGCGAUGCGGCAACUUCAAUGCUGCCUGCCAGCGUGACAGCCAAUGUGCAUACAACUCCUGCAACAAUGGUCUCUGCAACGGCUUCCUCCCAUCUUCGGCCUACCCAGCAAACAGCGCUACUGCUUCUCAGACCACCUUGUCCACCGCUAGCGGAAGCGCACCAACUGCUCCAUACGGCAACAACGGAACCACUGUCGCGCCCACUGGAGGUGCCAACAAACCAACUGGUGGCGCUUCCAACCCAACUGGAACUGUCAGGCCAUCUGGACCAAGCGUUGUUCCAUCUACUGGUGGUGCUGCUACUCUCGGAGCUACUUUCAGCGGCUUCGCGGCUGUUGUUGCUGGUAUGGCGGCUUGGGUGAUGUAAAGAUGGCGGAGCGAUGACGGGCUUACAGUACUUGAAAAAAAAAUGCAUAGCUUUGGGAACAGGAUUUACGAAAAGAGUUGAGCUCACGCAAUAAUGACAGACAAGACGAAUUUGACAGACCAAAAUGAAAUGUAAUAGAGAUAGCUUAAUUAAUCAACAUGACGAUUCUACGAAUACAAUAGUCUUAUCUCCUC
Messenger RNA from Cercospora beticola, 1383 nucleotides. RefSeq lists its product as uncharacterized. NCBI's taxonomy places the organism in Eukaryota, Fungi, Ascomycota, Dothideomycetes, Mycosphaerellales, Mycosphaerellaceae. The record is from RefSeq and is a predicted model, not a curated record.